ACAUGGGUUAGGGAGUCCAAAUAAGAAAACAGAGAUAUUUUAUAGAUGUUUGGGGACGAUCCGGACCCAUCGGUAACGCCAGCCUGAGUCGGGUUCGGACAGCUUUCGGACACGCGUGAGGGGUUUGAGUAUUGUGUAGAGAGGGUCAAACGAUCGGGCAACAAAAGAAUGGUCGGACUGAGAAAGGUCAACAGAGGCGAUGAAGAAGCGGCAACUACGACCGGACCACGAGUUUAAGAAAACAGCGGAUGCAAUGCGUAUGAUGCGAUGAUGAAUGCAACAAACAAAUAAAUACACGCGACGAUAACGAAAAGCAAGGAAGGCGUCUGGAGCGUCGGUCUUGGGGCGUUACAGGCGCCCUAUGGUCAGCAACAUCCGGCGCCAGCGGUGAGUCCCUGGUCCCCAUUUUUUGCAAUGUCUGAGCUUUUCUUCCUUCCUGACGCGAUAGGAGAGCCGUGACUGCUCGCGGCCUAACAAUUCCGUGAUGGACCGAGGACGCAUGUCUUGGCGAACGAGCACCCCGACUCGGACGAGGGCGAGUCCGUCGCCGAGAACGUGUGUGUGUGGGGGGGGGGGGGGCUGAAACACAGCCGGCUGGCGCUGAUGCCGACGCGGCACACCAUGCGGGUAAGUUCCGCAUCCAGGUCUUCUAUGCGACUGGACUGACGACGACGAGGGUCUGACGGGAGGUGGCGGUGCAGCGCCGCCGCCGGGAGUAGAUGUCAGCAUCGACCGGCCAAGGCGAUUGAAGAAGACGGCUGGGACUGGGCCGUCCCGCGAGCCGGCCUCACGGGAAAGAGUCGGUGGCGACACGGCCAACCGCGAAGCGCGUGGCGGAGGCGCAGCCGGCUCGGAUCAAGGCGCCGCCAAGAAGGCGCGCCGGGCCGCCCCAGCCGUGGCACCAAGAUGGGCCACCCCCAACGCCAUCGGGUAAGUGUACUUGCUGGUCUCCGUUCGCCGUUUGGCUAUAUCUCUCUCAUGUUGUCUUCACCAUGCGCAGGUCAACCCUCGAGCUGGCGCUGGCGGCGACAGCGGCUGCGUCCGGGAACGAGGUCAUUUUCAGGAAGACCCGGAGCAGCGCCCUCGAGCGUGGGCAAGAACCGCCCUGGGUGGACCUCGGCCUGGACCCAGCCGACAUGGAGCAGCUCGCCUGGAGGGACAUGGUGGCGGCCGAGGAGGACUUGGCGGCAGCCGAGAGGGCGGCGAGGGAGGCCUCGGCCUAGGCGUGGGCAAGGGCCGCCGAGGCGAGAGGGAGGACCGCUGUGGACCUUGCCUGGCCGGAGUGGGCGGAGGGCUCGGCAACGGCCACUACGAUUGUGGAGUUGCAGACAGACGAGGGGCACGACCUGGAGGGGUAGGCGGAGCCGGUCGACGGUGAUUCAGAAAACGUCGAGGAGAUCGUCGUGGACACGCCGCCCCGGAACGACCCGACAAGUGGGAACGAGGCCUGGGGAGGAGGUCGCGGGGAGGAUGCCCCUCGACCGAUGUGGUGUAGGCGACGCCGGCCAGCACGCCGGGAUCGAUGAUGGCCGUGGAGGAGCCGAAAGGAGGUAGCAGCUCCGUCGUGGUCGUGCCGCCAGAGGCCACCGUGAACAUGGAGUGAUCAUCGGGAAGUGGCCUUGCCACCGGGUCGCAGCAACCUUGGGCGGGCGCCGGCGAAGUCGUGGUUGGGCCGUGCGCCCAGGAGGAUGCAGCCACAGACGCUGUGCGCCAGAAGCUCUCGGUGCGCGAGAGCCGUCUGCAGGCCUUUGUCCAAAGCAAGAUGGAGUGGACGCGGGACCUGGAGCGCACCGUUGCGUUAAAGUCUUUCCUUUGGCUUGUUUUGCGGCCGAUCAGUGGGGGUGCGCCAAUGCACCCCUGGGUGUAGCCCCCAAGGCCCGGGCAGGCUGCAGAGCAGCCGGGUCAUGUCUUAUAUGCGCUUGUGCUUUCUGCUGAUACUUGUUCCUCCGUAGCAUGUGGAUGGUAUGCGGGUUGCGCGCACAACCGGCUUCUGGAGAAAUACCGGACCGCCACGGCGCAGCUUGCCGCCAAGGAGGAGGCACUUCGCCAAGCCCAAGCCGCCGUGGCCGAGAUGCCGGAUCUACGAACCUGGCUGGCCGAAGCCGACCAGCAGCGCGACCAAGCCACCGCUAACAACAACCAGCUUCGGGCCGAGGUGGAGCGGCCGAAUGCGGAGGCCGUCAAGGCGUCGGAGGCCCACCAGGCGGAGUUGGUCCAGCUGGCAGAUGAUCAUGGGAAGGCGGCCGCCACGAAGGACGCCGAGCUGAAGGUGGCCGUCGAGAAGGGCGCCGGGUUUGAGAAGGAGCUCGAGGCCCGUAACCGCGCAUGGGCCGUGCAGGAGAACGGGAUGAUGUGCGAAGCGCAACAUCUCGACGAGCUUCUCACUCGAUCUUCUCCGAAGACACAGGAGACGGCGGGGAAGAUGGUGCGCCUCCACCGGAUCGCCCAGGAGGACGCGGGCGUCGAUUUCGACCGGUUCGCCACUUGGUCCUUUACGGAGAUCAUCCUUGCUGCCGAGGCCCGCCUGAACGAGAUCGACAAGCAGAUGAAGAGGCUGUUCUCGGCCGGGUUGGGCAUGACGCACGCCCUUUGCCCGGAGGCGGUGGCGCCAACAGCGUCACGUGGCUGGCUCGUUGGCUGGAGGCCGACGUGCAACGACUCCAUGACUUUCUGCGGCUCGCGCGGGCACAAACUUGGCGCUGAGGUUCAUCAUGUCUUGGUACCCGGGCAUGGACCUGGACCAUCUGCCUGCUCGGGGGCCAUCCUCCCGACAAGUCCGGAAACACCAAGCAAAUUCCUCAUCACCGCAAAGGCUCCAACCACCAAUACCAGUCCUUAGAUCAAAGCUUCCAUGACAUUCUCUGCCUCUGACUUCACCAUGGAACGAAAAAGACAUGUCCCAUGAUGGCAACAAAUAGCAGAACUUCGCGCCGCUCCCUUCAGAAACCAAACGGUCGGAAAAAACAUGGGCACGCAUGAACGAAUCCCUUCCGAUCUAGCAAUCUCCAGGUAUGAGGCGCCCAAGGGAGUUCGCCGUCGGAGCCUUCCAGAACAUGACACUCCGGCCAGAUCAAGGAGGACACGCAUGAAGCAGAUCUUCGUCUUGGCGCGAGAGGAACCCUACGUCCGCCGCCUUUAUUAGGCAGAACGACGGCCCCCACGCUAUCGCCCGCUGGCUCCCAACAGCAGGCCAGAGAUCUGAGCGGACACCACCAUCACCACCCGCACCAUGCGGAGAUGAGGGGCUUAGCCGCGCCGAGUCCCCCAAACCAAGCGCCGUGCCACCCUCGCGGCCACAACGGUCGCCAAGGUCACCAAAGAAGACCGGGGCCGCUGACGCGGCGUCCAUGUCCGCCACGUGCACCUCGACGUCUAGGGCCGCCGAUCUGCAGCAGUCUGAGAUCCCGUCGCGUGGGGAUGAAAGGCCCGCGCCGCCACCCGCCGCGCCCGAGAUGAAGGCCCGCCGCCGCCGUCUGCCGCGCAGGCUUAGCCCGGUGACUUCCUCAGGCGGCGGCGGGGGACGAAGGUGG
This is a messenger RNA of Aegilops tauschii subsp. strangulata, 3530 nucleotides long. RefSeq lists its product as uncharacterized. NCBI's taxonomy places the organism in Eukaryota, Viridiplantae, Streptophyta, Magnoliopsida, Poales, Poaceae. The record is from RefSeq and is a predicted model, not a curated record.